This is a messenger RNA of Triticum turgidum subsp. durum (durum wheat), 1353 nucleotides long. The record is from the annotation of a GenBank genome assembly. NCBI's taxonomy places the organism in Eukaryota, Viridiplantae, Streptophyta, Magnoliopsida, Poales, Poaceae.
AUGGCUGCCAGGUGGGCCCCGCCGGCCGGCCUCCUGCUGCUCCUGCUGCUGGCGGUCCUGCUGCCGGCGCGCGCGGACAGGCCGGCGAGGACCGCCCACGCAGACGACGACCCGGAGGCCUCCUCCGCCGUGUUCCAGCUCUACGGCAACGUCUACCCCCACGGGUUGUACUACGUGGCCAUGAACAUUGGCAACCCGGCGAAACCAUACUUCCUUGACGUCGACACCGGCAGCGACCUCACCUGGCUGCAGUGCGACGCCCCCUGCGUCAGCUGCUCCAAGGUGCCACACCCGCUCUACAGACCAACAAAGAACAAGCUGGUACCGUGUGUUGAUCAGCUGUGCGCCUCUCUGCAUGGCGGCCUCAGUAAAAACCACAAGUGCGACUCACCGAAGCAGCAGUGUGACUAUGAAGUUAAGUAUGCCGACCAGGGUUCAUCCCUUGGCGUGCUCGUCAACGACAGUUUUGCAGUCCGCCUUGCGAAUGCCUCCGUUGUCCGCCCCAGUCUUGCAUUCGGGUGUGGGUAUGACCAGGAGGUCGGGAGCAGCACUGAGGUUGCGCCCACUGAUGGUGUGCUUGGGCUUGGGAGUGGAUCGAUCAGCCUGCUUUCACAGCUCAAGCAGCAUGGUAUCACCAAGAACGUGGUUGGCCACUGCCUCAGCAUGAGAGGAGGGGGAUUCCUCUUCUUUGGGGAUAAUCUCGUGCCUUAUUCACGUGCAACAUGGGUACCAAUGGCUAGGAGUGCAUUCAGGAAUUAUUACUCACCUGGCUCAGCAAGCCUGUAUUUUGGUGGCCGGUCACUUGGCGUGAGACCAAUGGAAGUAGUAUUGGACAGCGGAAGCUCGUUCACCUACUUUUCUUCACAGCCAUAUCAAUCGCUUGUCACUGCACUUAAGGGUGAUCUAAGCAAGGCGCUGAAAGAGGUGUCUGACCCCUCUCUGCCUCUAUGCUGGAAAGGAAAGAAACCAUUCAAAUCCGUGCUUGAUGUCAAGAAGGAGUUCAAAUCAUUGGUUCUGAACUUUGCCAAUGGCAAGAAGGCACUCAUGGAGAUCCCUCCUGAGAACUACCUCAUCGUCACUAAAUACGGGAAUGCAUGUUUGGGCAUCCUUAACGGAUCAGAGAUUGGACUCAAGGAUCUGAACAUUGUUGGAGAUAUUACAAUGCAGGAUCAGAUGGUGAUAUAUGACAAUGAGAGAGGGCAGAUUGGAUGGAUCCGAGCACCCUGUGAUAGAAUCCCCAAUGAAAAUACCAUUCAUGGAUUUGAGGAAGGUUAUUGUUGGCCCCAGUUCCCCAGCAUCUUUGGUAUUCAGAAUGAAGAAUGUGCAGCUUACUACCGUUCGUACAAAGAGUGA